GUUACCAAACGGAGUCAGUUGUAAAUCACAUCAGUCAUUCUUACUGGAAAACUGUAUCAGCGAGGACCAGUCAUGAAUAUAUUCCACUCCCUAAUAUUAUUUGGAGGGUUAGGGAUAUCUGUUUAUGGGCAAAUCCAAAAGGCCGACCCACUUGAAAACGUUAAUACAGACAUGGAAAGAGCGGAGGUUAGAAAAACUAAGGAUGGCUGGGAAUGUGCCGGAAUGAUAUGCCCCAAGUUUACGGCUUCCUGUAGGGUGACUAAGGUGUUAUACCCAUCUCAACUAAUAGACCACUUUCUUCUUAUCAUAUGCAUGGACAAAACCCAAAAGAAGAAGUGCGGGUUAACCCGUAGUCGAAGAGGCGAAAUAAAGGAAAUUUUAGAGGUGGACGACGAAGGAAAUACGGUCAUGGUAAAGAGAGAGGUAAUUUCAACAAAUGAUGGCACUGCGAUACCCUUGUGCCCAAGGAAGAAAUGAAACACUUGCAUUGAUUGAUCUGACACAAAAUAAUUUUAUUUUAUAUAUAUGUAUAAAUAAAUAUAUAUUAUGUGACAACCCAA
Drosophila ficusphila is the source of this 560-nucleotide messenger RNA. RefSeq lists its product as uncharacterized. Lineage: Eukaryota; Metazoa; Arthropoda; Insecta; Diptera; Drosophilidae. The record is from RefSeq and is a predicted model, not a curated record. Bases 73 to 477 code for a protein of 134 amino acids. The transcript is spliced from 3 exons.